Acanthopagrus latus (yellowfin seabream) is the source of this 1385-nucleotide messenger RNA. Its product is annotated as histone H1.0-B. Gene Ontology annotation, biological process: negative regulation of DNA recombination; nucleosome assembly; chromosome condensation. Bases 249 to 836 code for a protein of 195 amino acids. The transcript has a single exon. Lineage: Eukaryota; Metazoa; Chordata; Actinopteri; Spariformes; Sparidae. The record is from RefSeq and is a predicted model, not a curated record. Gene Ontology annotation, cellular component: nucleus; nucleosome. Gene Ontology annotation, molecular function: structural constituent of chromatin; nucleosomal DNA binding; double-stranded DNA binding.
GGUGAAUUGACGCGUCACUUUGCGUGGACGAUUAUUACAAUAUUUCUACUAUAUCAACUCUAAGCGUUAUAUUUUCCAACAACUGGGACUUUUUUUUUUUUUGGGAGAAGCUUUAUUUGUGGCCGAGCAGACAUAUCGCUGUUUCCUGACGCCCUGGUGUAUCAGCUGAGCCGGGUGAAAUUACACCUCCAGGACUUUUCUUUUUGUGUGUGUUUGUGUGUGUCAACUAACUUAAAAGAAAAGUCAACAUGGCAGAGACGUCGGCAGCUCCGGCCAAAGCCAAAAAGGCAGCAAAGCCCAAGAAACCUGCUUCUCAUCCCAAGUACUCGGACAUGAUCAAAGCGGCGAUCGCUCACGACGCCAGCCGGAGCGGAGCGUCCCGUCAGUCCAUCCAGAAGUACGUGAAGAAGAACUACAAGGUGGGCGACAAUGUCGACGUGCAGAUCAAAUUGGCCCUGAAGAGACUGGUGGCAAGCGGGAUGCUGCGCCACACCAAAGGCAUCGGUGCGUCCGGAUCCUUCAGGUUGACCAAACCAGAGGACUCCAAAAAACCAACCAAGGCAGCGGCGUCUGCCAAACCAAAGAAGGCACCCAAGCCCUCCAAACCCAAGAAGGCAGCCAAGCCCAAGAAGGUGUCCAAGACGCCGGAGAAGCCCAAGAAAGCGGCUGCAAAGAAAGUGAAAAAGGUCGUGAAGAAGGCGACGCCAACUAAAGCCAAAAAGGCACCAGCUAAGAAAACCAAGGCAGCCAAGCCCAAGGCAAAACCAGCAAAGAAGGCGGCCAAGCCCAGGGCGAAACCGGCGAAGAAGGCAGCCAAAACAGCAAAGAAGAAGUAAAUGGACAAUAUGAGAGAGACAGAAUCACUGUAAAUACUUCAGGAAAUGUUUUCGUAUAUGUAUUAUUUUUGUAAGGUCUGAUGCAAACUUAUGCUGUUUUUACUAGUAGUUUUCUCUCCAUUGCACUAUUGCCUAUAGAUGCUGUAGACAUAAUUGUGAGCAUUUUUUUUUUAUUUCGAGUUAAUAAUACUGUUAAUUUCUGUCUGAUCCUUGGAUACAAAUAAGCUAUUAUAGGGUCUUGCUGAGAAAGAAAAAAAAAGAUGUGUAUAUACAGCUGAACUAUUGAAUAGUUAUUGUUUCUGCACGAGGUCAUACUGAAAAUACAAAUGUGUCAAUGGUGUGCAUUGUCGAGCCUUGACAAUGUACAGACCAUGGGCAGUGGACGUCAGCAAGAUUCUCCUAAAUGCUCUAUAGUUGUCAUUCAAGCUCCAUUCUGUAAAUUUCCUCAUUUUCAGACGACUCAUGAUAUACAAGCAUCUCACUGUGUUCAGCCACUUUUAAAGACUGUUUAUACUGCAAUCCAAUAAACCUUUGUCAUCUUCUACGAAA